AUGGUCGGCUCUUCUAUACAUUGGUUUGAAAUCUUCUUCUUCGAUUCUCCGCGCUCUCCACCACCAUCCAAAUUCCAAAACUACAUCAUUUCUUCGAACGACGUCGCCCUCCGUGCCGCUUCUGAAUCCCUCACGUCAUCUGGAUUCAACUCGACCAUCGUGACGUCAUCUCUAUCCGGAAAUGCAGCUGAAAUCGGUCGUCACUUUGGCGAUUUGAUCUCUACCAAAUCAAUCGACAAGAAUCAACUUUUAGUGGGUCAUCAAUUUGAUCUACACUACCCGAUUGCUCUUCUUUUUGGCGGGGAAACUACAGUACACCUAUCCGAGAAUCCAGGAAAAGGCGGAAGGAAUCAAGAGAUGGUUCUGGCCUGUUUGGAUGCAUUGAAAUCUCGAAAUCCUGAGUAUAAAUUCACAUUUUUGAGUGCUGGAACCGAUGGACAGGAUGGUCCAACAGAUGCGGCUGGAGCCAUCAUCUCGAAUGAAGAUCUUCAGAAUCCGAUGAUGUCAUCCACUUCUGAAUACUUGAACAACUCUGAUUCCUAUAGUUUCUGGAGUCAUUUCAAUGGGGGAGCGAGUCAUUUGAAGACGGGACCAAGUGGAACUAAUGUCAUGGAUAUUCAGAUUUUGUUGUUGGAAAAGGAGGGCGUUCUGUGA
This is a messenger RNA of Caenorhabditis remanei, 654 nucleotides long. RefSeq lists its product as uncharacterized. The transcript has 2 exons. The coding region runs from base 1 to 654 and encodes 217 amino acids. The record is from RefSeq and is a predicted model, not a curated record. Gene Ontology annotation, molecular function: glycerate kinase activity. Gene Ontology annotation, cellular component: cytoplasm. Gene Ontology annotation, biological process: protein phosphorylation. Lineage: Eukaryota; Metazoa; Nematoda; Chromadorea; Rhabditida; Rhabditidae.